CCUCUUUCAAAAUGGAGUUGUCAGAGUCUGUGCAGAAAGGUCUGCAGUCUUUAGCAGACCCGAUGCUUUUCGACCUGAAAACCUUUUCAGUUUUGAUUGAAGUGGCAUUUCAAAGCUUGGUAUCCGCUCAUGCCGACUCUAGUGUUCUCGAUCAACCUGAAUUUAAACGGAUUGACCAGAUGUUGCUGAAACAUUGUCACAACGCUGCCACAACGUGUAUACUGGAGGGGGUCAAACAAAACGCUGACAAAUCCACCAUAAGCUCCUGCCUUGAGGACCUUAGGUUUGAUGCAGAGAGAACAGAUGUAUUCUACAGCAUUUACCAGAAGUAUAGAAGUGAUCUGGAAACUCUGUUAUCAAGUAUAGGAAGAUGCCCUCCUCAUAUCAACGACGUGUCCUGGCGUUUGGAGUACCGUAUCAAGAACGGGCAUGUGCAUAAGGUCAACGAGCCGUCCUAUCUGAUUUCAUUAAAUGUUGAGAAUGCCAACAACGGAGGAUCAUCGGAAGAUCUACAUUUUAGCUGUACAAUGGAACAACUUCAGGAUUUGGUGGGAAAGAUGAAAGACGCUGCCAAGAGUCUCGAAAAGGCUACGCAGUUGUGAGCCUGCCCUGCACUAGAAGCGUCCUGUAAGAACUGUGGAAUCCGGUUUCUCACGUGACCCCGUUUUCUCCUCUCUGCGCCCCUUUUCUCUCCAAAAAGCGCUGAAGUUCAGCCAUUGCAAGCGGCAUUUUAUUUUAUUUCCGUUUGAUGUAUACUAAAUUAAUUCGCAAUUCAAUGUACCGUUAUACCUUCUUCAUUAAAGCAUUAACAAAUGAAACGUU
Esox lucius (northern pike) is the source of this 822-nucleotide messenger RNA. RefSeq names its product COMM domain containing 3 (gene commd3). NCBI's taxonomy places the organism in Eukaryota, Metazoa, Chordata, Actinopteri, Esociformes, Esocidae. Gene Ontology annotation, biological process: sodium ion transport. The record is from RefSeq and is marked provisional.